This is a messenger RNA of Conger conger (European conger), 956 nucleotides long. Its product is annotated as protein MCM10 homolog. The transcript has 3 exons. Gene Ontology annotation, molecular function: single-stranded DNA binding; DNA replication origin binding. Gene Ontology annotation, biological process: DNA replication initiation. The record is from RefSeq and is a predicted model, not a curated record. Lineage: Eukaryota; Metazoa; Chordata; Actinopteri; Anguilliformes; Congridae. Gene Ontology annotation, cellular component: replication fork protection complex. Bases 53 to 400 code for a protein of 115 amino acids.
GGAACUAUGUCUGCAGUCUCUUUCCAAUCAGUAUUUCAGUACUUGCGAAAGAAUGGCUUCUGCUUACUUACAACAGCCCAUCCUGAGGGAAGCGUUAUCACACUUCCUGUUUUGUAUUUAUCUCCAGUGUAAGUACACGUACUUCAAGCCCCUGGACCAGUGUGUGGAGCGCAAACACGAUUAUCACUGGCACGACGCCAUCAAGCGCUUCUUCAGGUGUCCCUGCGGCCAGCGGUCCAUCGCCCUCGACCGACUGCCCCACAAGCCCUGCAGCAACUGUGGCCUGUUCAAAUGGGCGAGGGACAGCAUGCUCAAGGAGAAGCCAGGUCCGAAGAUUGCUGGGGAGCUGCUCUUACCCCGGGGAGAAGAGCAGCCCAAAUUCAUCAACAGCAUCAAGUGACAUCCAGGUCACAUGAGUCAUAAUGACUCAUCGCUGCAGAGUUUUACCCCCAUCGCACAGACCCUGUUCAGACCCCACACACAGCCCCACACACACACACACACACACACACAGCCCCACACACACACACACACACACACACUCACACACACAGCCCCACACACAGCCCCACUGCGCCCCUACACCCUCCCAGCAGCUACACUGUACAUCCCUCAUUAGGGUAAAUUAUGUUAGCAUUAGCGUUAGUGUUUUCAUUCCUGUGAAUGUUGUGUGUGGUGCGAGCCUGGCAGAGCUCUGGGCUGUUAUGCUGCUGCUGAAUUACCUCGUCCCACUAACACACUGAACAAUAAUGUACAGUGCAAAGUGGCUGUUUCUCCGUAUCAUAAGCAGCCAUUUUAAUGUUUCAGUAGCUCUUAGCUGUAAGGCCAAGUUCUGUCUUAAGUGGAGGUGGCCGGAUAAUUUUUACCUGCUGUUUCAGGGAGGGUGUGGGAGAAUGCCACUUUCUCUUUCACCUAAAUCAUGUCAUAUGGGAAAUAAAUAAAUUGAGAUAUCUGCU